ACAGCAUUUGCGCGACCUAACUUCACCCGAGUUUACAAUGUGAUUUCUUGAUUGUAAACAUAAGUAUAUGUUUACCGGUUUUUUGAGAAUAAUAUUUUAUUAUCGUGUAAUACACGUUUUAUUACACGAUAUAUAUUAAUCGUGUUAAAUAUACGAUGUGACAGUAGUAUAUUUUUUAUACAGGAGCAUAAGCAAACGUAGUGCGAUUGAUUAGGUUAGAUUGAAAUAAUUAAAUUGUGCUGUGAUGAUGCAUUUAAUUAAUAUUAUUAAUUUUAUUAAUUUUAAUAUGUGCAGCUGUUGAAGUUUAAUGAUUCUUUUGAGCAUUUAUACAUACAUAUAUUUUUAAAGCAAUCAUGAGUUUCUUAUCUCGUGUAAAUUCCAUGAGACUGAACUAUAAAAUAUUUAUGUAUUCCACGUUAACGUUAUUUAUUACGAGUACCAUAUUACUUUUUGUGUAUCUGAAUCGUAUUCAACCACAUUAUUACAUCGAUGAGGCUUUUCAUAUACCGCAGACAUUACAAUACUGCGCAUGGAACUUUACGCAGUGGGAUCCAAAAAUCACUACAUUGCCAGGCUUGUACCUUAUUACCACUGCGAUAUUAUCACCUUUUAAUAUGUGCAAUAUAACAUAUAUAAGAUUUAUAAAUUUACUUGGGACAUGCUUGAAUCUUUAUCUUAUUUACAAUAUUAUAAAAGAGAAUUGCAAGUCUGAUGGAACCGAACGAUGGAAUAAUUGGUUGAUACUUACGUUGGCUUACAAUGUUACUCUUUUUCCACCGUUGUACUUUUGGUGCUUCUUUUAUUACACAGAUGUUGUGUCUGUGAAUAUAGUACUUGCAAUGUUACUUUUGCACCAACGUAAUUAUAGGAAAAUGACAGCGUUUACAGGUUUAAUCGCUGUACUUGUUCGUCAAACAAACAUCAUUUGGCUCGGCUUCUUUACUAUAGAACACGCGUUAGAUAUAUUUGAUAGCAGGAUGGAACGACCAAUCUCGCCACGAGUGCUCAAUACUCCAUUACACUUUCGUUUAAUUUGGAAGCAGAUAAUGUACGAGUUACGCAAAGGCCUGUUAUCAUUUAUCAAGUUUACCGUACAAGUAUGCAACAGUCUGUUCUUCCAUCUAACGAUAUGCCUGAUGUUCGUCGCCUUCGUUGUCUGGAACAAAGGGAUAGUGAUCGGUGAUCGAACCGCCCAUGUAGCAACUAUCCACAUCUGUCAGAUUUUCUACUUCUCGGCCUUCGUCUCUCUGUUUUCCUGGCCCUACGUGUUGCCUCAUUGGCGAACGUGUUUGCGUUUUUUUCGUCGACACUGGAUUCUCGUCAGCUGCCUAAUUUUGCUGAUGGUCGCGGCGAUUCGUUUCAACACCCUCGUUCAUCCGUACGUUCUGGCCGACAAUCGGCAUUAUUUAUUCUAUAUAUGGAAUCGAUUUAUGGGCCGAUACGUGAUGUUUAGGUAUCUGCUCAUACCGAUUUACUGUGCGAGUCUGUUCGCCAUCUCGCGAAAUAUCAGUCACCUGAGAUUUCUCACACAAGUCAAUUAUAUUAUUUGCACGUGUAUGAUUCUGAUACCACAAUUAUUGGUGGAACCGCGUUACUUCAUUCUUCCUUAUAUAUUCUAUCGCCUAAAUCUGAAAAGACCGGAAAAGUGGCAGAUUUGGCUGGAAUCGCUCACGACUUGUGCAAUCAAUUGUUUGCAAUUUUUUAUUUUCGCUAACAAAGUGUUCUACUGGGAGGAUCAGUCUUAUGCCCAAAGAAUUUCUUGGUGAUAUUUAAGAUGAUAAUAAAAAAGAAACUUAUUUUAAUA
This is a messenger RNA of Nylanderia fulva, 1804 nucleotides long. RefSeq names its product alpha-1,2-glucosyltransferase Alg10 (gene Alg10). Lineage: Eukaryota; Metazoa; Arthropoda; Insecta; Hymenoptera; Formicidae. Gene Ontology annotation, cellular component: endoplasmic reticulum. Gene Ontology annotation, biological process: protein N-linked glycosylation; dolichol-linked oligosaccharide biosynthetic process. Gene Ontology annotation, molecular function: dolichyl pyrophosphate Glc2Man9GlcNAc2 alpha-1,2-glucosyltransferase activity. The record is from RefSeq and is a predicted model, not a curated record.